AUGGCCAUUAUCAAUCGUGUGCAUGCCACCUUGUUGGUUGUCCUCGUAGUAUUAUGCCAGAUCAUUGCUGCACAAUCUGAGAAGACACCUAUCGGAGACCUCUCAUCUGCAGAGAUCGAAGAACAAAUCCAGCAAUGUCCUCUGGUUCAGACUCUCAAUGCCCACAAGGCUUCAACGGCACAUGAAGCUGCUACAGGCUUCGCAGCUAGAGCAUUCGCCGUAUUGUUCCCAGGAUCACCCGCCGUCAACACCCUUCUGAGCGUUCUUUACAUCUCGGGACCUCCCAACUUCUUGCUGGCUCUGUGCCCUUCAGACAUUGACCCGGCAUCUUUGAACACCAUGGUUGCCUUUGCUUUUGGCGGACUCAUGGGCGACACUCUCUUCCAUCUUCUGCCCGAGAUCUUCGUUGGUGAAGACAGCCCGGAACAUGUAACUCUGGUGGUUGCCGACGGCAACAAGAACAUUCUGCUCGGUAUUGCCAUCAUGGUUGGCUUUGUCAGUUUCGUCAUUCUUGACAAGGCUAUCCGUAUUGCUUCUGGAGGCGAUGAGGGUCAUGGCCACUCUCACGGGCAUUCUCAUGGUAAAAUUGAAGGAGGUGACAAGGCGACUGCUUCUGCCAAAGCAUCUGGCUCUGACAGUGGAGCACAAACCGAUGGUCUGCGUCAACGUAACAACGAGAAGGCAGGCACCAAGAGUGUUGUGCCUGUAGAGAAGCAAGAGGCCGGACCAAGCUCCAACAGAGGUUACCUAAACAUCAUUGCCGAUUUCACUCACAACAUUACCGAUGGUCUUGCCAUGGCAUCUUCGUUCUAUGCUUCUCCUACCGUCGGAGCACUGACAACCACUGCCGUCUUUUUCCACGAGGUCGGCGACUUUGCCCUCCUCAUCCAAUCCGGCUUCUCCAAGCGCGCAGCCAUCGGUGCCCAAUUCCUGACCGCAGCAGGCGCCCUCACAGGCGCACUCAUGGGCAUCGCAGUCCAAGAAUACGGCGGCAACAGCGCUGAUGCCAUUUCCACUCCCGGACUCUUUGGCACCAGUCUCCACUGGGGCGAUCUCUUGUUGCCCUGGACUGCAGGCACUUUCAUGUUUGUGGGCAUGAGUGUUGUUCCCGAGCUCAUGGAGACCGGACCCAACAAGGUCGCCGAGAUUAAGAAGAUUGUUACUCAGCUCGUGGCUGUUGCUGCUGGUGCUGGUAUCAUGAUCGCGUAA
Aureobasidium uvarum is the source of this 1209-nucleotide messenger RNA. Lineage: Eukaryota; Fungi; Ascomycota; Dothideomycetes; Dothideales; Saccotheciaceae. The record is from the annotation of a GenBank genome assembly.